This is a messenger RNA of Lepisosteus oculatus (spotted gar), 2277 nucleotides long. The record is from RefSeq and is a predicted model, not a curated record. Lineage: Eukaryota; Metazoa; Chordata; Actinopteri; Semionotiformes; Lepisosteidae.
UGGGGGGGGGGGGUCACUUGUCCUAGUUGGGCCUGCUUGGCUCGCUCGUGCCCGGAGUUGGGGGGCGGUAGGGGAACCCCACAUGCUGAGCACGAUGGUUUAGACCCCUCUGAAGAUGCUGUAUUGUUCUGAGAUCCACAAGCUAGGCCCUGAUUGGAACGCAGGGCUGUUUGAAAAGGUUUGCUGAAAUCCUGAUCAGAAACUGGAGCGCAGGUUCCAGACCUUCACACCAAAAACUGUAAUAAAAAAAAAUCCACAGAUCUCAGGAGAGCCCCCCUACAGCCCAGGCUCUGGAAAUGUCCCUUCUUCCCCGUGUGAUGUCACAGGAAACUGCUGGCUGACACCAGGUCCCGGGCUGUGAUGUCAUCGCCUGCUCUCCUCGGGGAGGGGUGACAUCACUUCCCUCACGGCUGGAGUAGCCAAUGGGCCGCGAGAGCUGGCCAGGCCGUGCUAGACUGGCCUGAGCUUGUGGUCAGUUGGUCAGUCGCGCCAGGAAAGUGGUGGACAGGCAGGGAUUGCAGGCGGGGAGCUGGCUAAGUGAAUGAAAUGGGGGCGCAAGGGAGUGACCCACAAACCCUGCCUGGGACUAGGCUGGGCCUGCGUGGGCCGAGGAGGGGAGGCUGGCAGAGCUGUGACAGAUUCCGCUGGGAUGUCAGGAAUGCGCGGUGAGGCUAGGAUUUCGGGAAUCCUGUCAGCUCUCUUCCUGCCUGAGCGAAACAGGUUUCAGGAACCUCCCCGAAACAGGAUCUCCAGCCGAGGGCUUGAAUCCAGGAAAUGAAUUCAGCGGAAGUCUGUGGCGGUUUGUUGUGGAGGCCUGGAGGGGGAGCAGCCUGUGGUUUGAGGCCUGGGGGAUCAGUUCCCCGGACUGGAUCAGGGCUGUCCAGUGCCGGUUCUGGAGGGCCAGUGAAACUGUUAGUGAGCUGCUCCAGCUCUGCCUGGAUCAGACCAGCUGUGGACAUGACAAGCAGACAUGAACCCAGGACACAAGUGGAAAUGACAUGGAGGAUCAUUCUUUACACGGAGAGUUGUGGGAGUGUGGAGCAGGUCGGGAUUGGCCAGUUGGUUAAUUUCUGGCCUUUUCGGGGGUGGGCUGGGCUGACCUCUGAGGUGAAGCCGCACUCGAGGGGCUCUGCACAGACCGAGUCAUCCUGCAGAGCCCACAGCAAGCCUGCCCCCGGACUGAGCGCUCUGAUCGUGGCUCCUGGGGGGCAGUGUUGGACCCCCCUUCUUGCUUCCCCACCCCUCACCAGUAGUGGGCACUUAGGGGUGAGGGUCUGUCCUUCAGGAUCCACUGCUCCCCAGGUGCUGUGGAUCGCUGACCUGCAGGAAUGUCCCAGGAUGCAGUCGUCUGUUCUGACCUCUCUGUGUUCAGCACCUCGAGGGUCGGGUUGGCCCAGGUCACGGCCUGGCCACACAGCCACUGCCCCGGCGCCUGGCCGCUGCCUGGACAGACUGCUCCUGCAGUGUUCAGUCACGGGCCGUUUCGGCUCAGCUCCCUCUCCACCAGGCUGGGUGGUGCUGCUGGGGGGUGGAGAGGGAAGAGGAGAUGGGGGUUCAGUGUCCUCAGGGGAGAUGUUACCCCCUGGCUUCUUAAAACCACAGCUCCCUCUCCUCUGGUCUCUGUGUCUCGGCUGUGUGUGUACGGUCACUCCUCUGGGCCCGUGGUCACUCCUCUGCUCUGUGUCUUGGCUGUGUGUGUGUGCGGUCACUCCUCUGGGCCCGUGGUCACUCCUCUGCUCUGUGCCUUAGCGAUGCCCCGCUGUGGCAGGAGGCCACAGGCUGUGGACUGGGCUGUUUUCGUCUCUGUGUAGAGGCGGGUCUGAGCCCUUCCGUCCCGGGGGUGUGGAGGGGCAGGGCUCGGCUGGGCCACCCCAGUGUCGGUAUGGGAGGAGCUGGUCUGAGUGUGCUGCGCCGGCGAGUGAGCCAAACCCGAGUUAAUGGCGGGAUUAUCGAACUCCCACACUUCUCCGCGGGUCGGGAGCGUUCCCAGAGUCCCUCCGGCUCAGUCCUGGUUCUGCUCCAGCUGAGUUCAGAAUCGCAGACUAGUCGACUUGGCGCCUCUGUGGUUGGCGUGCCCAUGCAGGGCGCCCGCGCAGGAUGUGUGCGUACACGUUUUCCCUUCAUGGAAGUCCUGGGUCUGCAGCCAGGAUCAGUCCUGUGGUGCUCCAGGCUUCGCCAUUCUGCUGACAUGGGUUCGAGCUGACCCGGAGGGGGUUCAGAUUCCCAGCCAGUGGGGGUUUGGGGGCGCUGGGUUCCUACUGACCUUUGCUUUUUCAA